AUGUACGGGCACCCGCUUCUCUAUGGCGAAGAUCGUACGCGCGCCACCGAAAAGGACCCGCUGGAGCUCGGAGUGACGCUGCUCUACGGCGGGGAGCGCAGCGAGGAGAACGAUCCGUUCGCCAUCGGUUUCCCUCUGGGCUUAUUGCCGUGUGGCUGUGUUCCCAUCGAGCGCCUUCUCGUUGGCGACGGUGACCUUCAGCAAGCCAUCUUGUACAUGUUCAACCAGCUGAACCUGUUGUUCUGGCUGGUCGAGCUCGCCUCUCCCGCUACGCUCGAGGCCGAAGGCAUUCCCGCGUUGCAGGAUUUCGCCGGCGAAAAUCACCCACCCGACUUCAUGAACGAGGAGGAGCUCAAGCAGGCUGGCUCGGUCGCGGACCUGGCGUGCUACAUCGCCAUGGGGGACUGGUCCCUCCAGGAAUGCAAUGGCCUCCCCGUCCCCUGGGCUCCUAGCGACAAGAAAUGGGACGACGAGCGGAAGACAUGGAUUCGGAAGUUCGCGCAGUUGCUUCUGAAGGUCGACGGCCUUGACGAGCUCGACAGGCGCUUCAAGCGCGACCGCGAGUGGCUGACGGCCGAUAAACUCAAGGCGCUAGUGAGCAACCCGAAUGGCCUACCCAAGAGCAAGCGCGCGCUCAACGCUCUCGAGUCACACGUCUUCCUUCGCUACUACUUGGCGUCGUUUCAACGCGGCCAGUUCCCGGUCGAGAUCCUGAACAUGCCGCGCAAUCUCGACCCGGGAGAGACUCCCGCGUGCAGCUCCUGCGCGAACAGGUCUCCGACGCCCGAACCCUCAACACCACUCAUGUCUCAGGAGAACGAGACCGCGCAGGAGACCGCGUCGAGCGAGGCAGAGAGCAAUGCCAAGAAGGAAGAGCUCGUUCAGAAUGAGGUGAUGGAUGAGGAUGUCGAGGAGGGAGAGCUGGUGGAGGACGAGGCGAUGGAUCAGGUAUCACAGGAGGGAGGGAUAACUGGCGAGGGAAUGGAGGAAAUGUUCGAGGAAGGAGGGUGGGUUGACGGUAUGGGUAGUGUGGAGGACGACACGCUCACUGUUCUCGAUGAAGACCCGCCCACCCUGUGCGAGGACGGUGAGUAUCGGCCUUGGCGCGACAUGGAGUUCGACGGUAUGGAGUUCGAUUUCCCUGGCGAGGAGAUGUACUACGACUACGACUACUACGACGACGACGACGACGGCGACGACGGCGAAGGCGAGUACGACUACGACUACGACGACGACGCCGCCUACAAUCUCGAUACGUGA
Peniophora sp. CBMAI 1063 is the source of this 1260-nucleotide messenger RNA. NCBI's taxonomy places the organism in Eukaryota, Fungi, Basidiomycota, Agaricomycetes, Russulales, Peniophoraceae. The record is from the annotation of a GenBank genome assembly.